GAAAUUCUACUGGAUAAUAACAUCCGGUUAAAAAAAUGUGCGAGACACGAGAAACAAAAUCAUAAACUUAAGAUGGUGAGAAAACUAAAGUUUCACGAGAAGAAAUUGCUAAAGAAAGUUGAUUUCAUAUCAUGGGAGGUCGAUAACAACUUACAUGAGGUUAAAAUACUGAAGAAAUACUUCAUUCAGAAGAGAGAGGAUUACACAAAAUACAAUAAACUCUCAAGACAUGUACGGGAGUUAGCCAAGAAAAUUAAGGAGCUGGAUCAGAAGGACCCCUUUAGAAUGGAGGCCACCUCUCAGCUGCUGGAGAAAUUGUACAAUAUGGGUCUAACAGAAACCAAAAGAAGCCUGGAACUGGCCGACAGAGUGAAUGCCACCUCCUUCUGCAGGAGAAGGUUACCUGUGUUGAUGGUGAAAAGCCACAUGGCACAAACUCUAAAGGCAGCCACAACAUUUAUUGAACAGGGUCACAUUAGAGUUGGUCCAGAAGUUGUCAAGGAUCCAGCAUUUUUAGUUACAAGGAACAUGGAGGACUUUGUUACAUGGACAGACACGUCAGCCAUUAGGAAACAUGUUCUGGACUACAACGAAAUGAGAGACGAUUUUGAUCUGAUGAGUUAAUGCCGGUACGAUUUGUUCCUAAUUGUAUAAUUAUUUGUAAAUAAAUCUCAUUUGUUACA
This is a messenger RNA of Ostrea edulis (European flat oyster), 683 nucleotides long. Its product is annotated as U3 small nucleolar ribonucleoprotein protein IMP3-like. Gene Ontology annotation, cellular component: small ribosomal subunit; small-subunit processome; Mpp10 complex. The transcript has 7 exons. Lineage: Eukaryota; Metazoa; Mollusca; Bivalvia; Ostreida; Ostreidae. Gene Ontology annotation, biological process: rRNA processing. The record is from RefSeq and is a predicted model, not a curated record. The coding region runs from base 73 to 624 and encodes 183 amino acids. Gene Ontology annotation, molecular function: structural constituent of ribosome; rRNA binding; snoRNA binding.